AUGGCCACAAGAUUGGAAAUAAAUUUCAAUCGCCUUCUAACCAGAUGUGAAACUAUGGCGAAAGACAAAACAGCAUGGGAUUGGAGACUUGAAAAGUUUGUUACUGCAUUACAAGAUCAGCUGAGUGAAUUAAAGAAGUCGCCAUGUCGUCCAAGUCAGGAAACUUUGAAUGACUACAACAAAAAAGUGGACUUCUUGAAGGGAAUAAUGGAAGCAGAAAAAUUGACUUACAAAACUGCUACACAAGGAAAUGGUACAGGACUCGGACAACGUAACCCCCAGGAUGAGGAAGACAUAGAUUCUCUUAUACAGCACCACCAUCAGAUGCAGGAAAGACUUGCCGACGAAAUGUUGAUGUUGACAAGAAAUCUCAAAGAAAGUGUGAAAGAUUCUGGCAGGAUAGUGAGGGAGGAUACUAAGAAAGUGGUGGAGACGACAAAGCUAGCAGAUGUGAACUAUAACAAGCUGUCAUUGGUGACUGAACAGGUGGAGAAACACACUAAGGGCUGUGACUGGUGUAUGUGGAUCAUGUUAGCCGUCGUCAUCAUGCUGUUUCUCUUCAUGAUCAUGUUCAUCAGACUAUUUCCUAAGAAACAGUACAGCUAUGAGGAAGAUUUAUGAUCUGUUGUACGGUGUGGGAGUGUGUGAAUGGUGUGUGUGAUGAUAGGUAGUAAUGUUUACAGUAUUGUACUGUAGAUGUUUUAAUCAUUGGUACAGUAACACCCAGUGAAUUACAUCAGAGCAGGAGUUUUUUUGUGUUGUAUAAGUUAUUAACUGGGUAAGUGCAACUGUGAGGUAGUCUACAAGUAGAUAUCUUUCUCCUUAUAUAAGUCUGUUUUUAAAUAUUGAUAUAGAUGUUAACUUAAAAACAUUCAGUGCUUCAAAUUAUGGUAUGAAGGUUAAUGUGAUUAUAACUGAAUAUAAAUGAACACUUCUUGAUUCGUUUAUUCGUACUAGUCAUUAUAGAUUUACCACUUCCCCGAUUAAACUUGUAUUACAAAUUAAAAUUACUUCCAAUAUCAGGAUUAUUUAUAUAUUUAUCUAAUAUUGUUUUCAAAAGAAAAAACUACACCUAUGGUAUGUUUCAUAAGAUGACAAGAAUGUGAGAAGUGUGAGUUAUUUGAUAAAAAAUGUAGCUGUAUGUAUACAAUGUAUUUCCACAAAUAUAAAAGGCAUGUUAUAUUUAUAUAGAAGUAUUUCACCAUCGUACACAUAUAACAUUGUAUAUGAGAUUAUACAUACGCUGCUGUAGUAUGAUAUGGAUGUGCUUCACAAUGUUCAAGCUUCAGCUGAAUCUUUGAUAAUUGCAGAUAAGAUUUGGAAAAAAAAUCCUAAUUGCAUCCUAAGAUUUAUGGCUGAUUUUGUUGUGUAUUCUGGUGAGAAAAAAGAAUCAUUGUUCCACAUACCUAUUGAACAGGGACACACUAAAUUAUAGUUCUGAACACCCCCGUGUCAUAAAAGUACUUUAUAGGCUUUCCUCAUCCUACUUCUAGUUAAUAACAUUGUCAGAUAACUGUCAGAUUUACUGAAUGUUUUUUUAUUUUAAAUUAUGAAGUCCAAGAUUACCAGUCCUUUCAUCUUGUUCACUUACAUUUAGCCAAACUGCCUUUUAAAGUUCCCAGAGAAUACUGUAGAGACAACUUGAUGGUAACAAAUACGUUUGAUUACUCUUUGGUGUGAUAUAUGCCUGAUUACCACUACCGUCUACUGAUCCAUUGUGCCUCAGAUAUUUCCAAUUCAUUAAAUUUAAACCAAGAAGUUUUUGAAAAGAUGUUAUUACACCAGUGUUAUGCUCACAAGAAGUAGGCCUACAUUCAGAAUGAUCCAGAAGAGUACAAAUCCCAGUCUUGAAGUCUGACUUUUAUGUCCUACCUACAUGUAUCAGUAAGCAGGUCUGUAUAUGUUAUCUUAGACUCACUAUAAGGUUUCGAUGUGAUAAGUAAAACUCAUCUGGGCCAGGUCAUAAUGAUAAUUAGUAUUUCAUAAUAUUGAUUCAAUGAAAAGGAGAAGUUAUAAGGGACAUAACUCUUGUUGUCUUCCUUAUGUUGGUAUCCUUUCAAGCAUUGGAGGAACAAAGGAAAUGAAAACAACAGGAUUUGAUGCAAACCUGCAAAAAAAAUUCUGAUGUAAUCAAAAACCUUGUGAAUUCUGAAGGGAUCCUGUCGAUUGUCUAUCUUUUUGGUACAGAUUAUCAUGUUCUGUCAUUUAUUGGUGAGAAAAAAAACCCAAAAAGUAUUUUUAUUUCCAGUCACUUUUUGUAUUCAUUUGGUGAUAAUCAUCUGCUGAUGGUAUUUAAUUGGUAUAAUAAAUAAAUGGAUAAUAAUGAUUAAAAAUUUGUAGACAGAAACACAGCUGUUGCAUUGCCCUUUCUACGAUUAUUGGGAUUUACAAGGAUUGCAUUCCUUACAUUACAUGCCACUUCUAUUAGCAUUUAAGUAUUUGAAUUGUUUUCCUUUGUAUUUACACUGUAUUAGGACAAGUUGUACUUUUUAUAUCAUGCAGUCUGUAGUGUGUUUAUUGUCAACUUCAAAUUACUUCUAACAAUUAGAGUAGAACUUUGCGGAAACCUUUCAUAGCCAAAGGUAAACUAGGAUUGUAAAUCAUACCAUCCCCACUUCCAAGGGGCCUGAAAGGUGUGGCCAAAAGGGGUCAAACUGACUCAAGUUUUUAAAACUCUCCUUCUACAGUUCCAGAUAUGACAGAAUUAAAUCUUUAUGAAUGAAGGGUGAAAGGUAAGAUGCUUUACCAAAAUGGUGAUUUCUUGACCCUCCUUGAAAGGGAGUGAAGUUUACUAUAGUUUAUGUAGGAAAAUUAUAUUUUUGGGCAUAAUUUUUAAUAUCUGUUUGAAAUUAUUCCAACUUUUGUUACAAAAACAAACACAUAAGUGUUUGUUAAGGCCCUAUGGGCCUCUUGUUUAUAGACAUUGUACUGCAUGUUCAGAUAAUAUCCCAUUAGACAAUAUGGCUGGGUGUUUGAAAUGUGUAUACAACAGGUAAAGAAAGGUUUUAUUGAUUGGGUAGGAAUGAUUGAUUAUUGAUUUUUGUUAAUUAUAAUUCAGUCUAAAAUAUUCGAAGUAAAUUUAAUAAAACUGGUCAACAAUUGUGGUGUGUUCGCAGGCCCAAAUAAUCUAUGUAUGCUCAGCACUUGUCCAGAGACUAGCCCUAGGGACUGAUCCAUGUUGAAGGAGUGACUUAAGCUUUGUACGCCUGGCAGAAAUAUUUUAGUUUUGAGAUGUCAGUAUUUUAUCUGGAAAUCUGUUUUGACCUUUCAGGAAAAGUCCCCAGAACCUUCAGUAUACCAACCAAAAUAGAGUUAUCAGUGAAUGUAAUAUUACAUGGUGAGUGACCUAACCCAAAAUUCCAAAUAAAAGAAAUGAAAUGAUUUCAUGUGAUCAGUUAACCUUAAAUUGUCAACAACAUUUGUUUUCUCAAUAUGGGCUUAAUGUUGAUUAUUUCUUAAUUGAUUGAUAAUUAGUGAGACACCUUUCAUUCUAAAAUGAAGUAACUGAAAGUAAAUAUAGAAACAGCCACUCUCCUUAAACUGUGGCUGAUUGGGCCCUACCAUCUUAGUAAUCAUAUUGUGUACUUUUAUUUCCAUAUAUUCUCAUUCUGCAAAGAAAAUUGAUAAUGAAGAACAUACUGUAGAAGGUAAUUGGAUUUUCCUUACAACUUUACCAGUAAGGAAAUGUAAAUGAAUGGAAAUUGAGCAGAGACAAUUCUCAUUGGAGUUACGUCACAAGAAAGAGGUUUUAUUGCCAGCAUAGGUCACAGUGGAAGGACAUGAUAGGCAUAAAGUGGUGGUCAGAUAGGGUUACACUGGUGGUCAGAUAGGGUUUAACUGGUGGUCAGAAAUGUUUAAACUGGUGGUCAGAUAGGGUUACACUGGUGGUCAGAUAGGGUUAAACUGGUGGUCAGAUAGGGUUACGCUGGUGGUCAGAUAGGGUUACACUGGUGGUCAGAAAGGGUUAAACUGGUGGUCAGAUAGGGUUACGCUGGUGGUCAGAUAGGGUUACGCUGGUGGUCAGAUAGGGUUACACUGGUGGUCAGAUAGGGUUACGCUGGUGGUCAGAUAGGGUUACGCUGGUGGUCAGAAAGGGUUAAACUGGUGGUCAGAUAGGGUUACGCUGGUGGUCAGAAAGGGUUAAACUGGUGGUCAGAUAGGGUUACGCUGGUGGUCAGAAAGGGUUAAACUGGUGGUCAGAUAGGGUUACACUGGUGGUCAGAUAGGGUUACACUGGUGGUCAGAUAGGGUUACACUGGUGGUCAGAUAGGGUUAAACUGGUGGUCAGAUAGGGUUAAACUGGUGGUCAGAUAGGGUUACACUGGUGGUCAGAAAGGGUUACACUGGUUGUCAGAUAGGGUUACACUGGUGGUCAGAUAGGGUUACACUGGUGGUCAGAUAGGGUUAAACUGGUGGUCAGAAAGGGUUAAACUGGUGGUCAGAAAGGGUUACGCUGGUGGUCAGAAAGGGUUAAACUGGUGGUCAGAAAGGGUUACGCUGGUGGUCAGAAAGGGUUAAACUGGUGGUCAGAUAGGGUUACGCUGGUGGACAGAUAGGGUUACACUGGUGGUCAGAUAGGGUUAAACUGGUGGUCAGAAAGGGUUAAACUGGUGGUCAGAAAGGGUUACGCUGGUGGUCAGAAAGGGUUAAACUGGUGGUCAGAUAGGGUUACGCUGGUGGUCAGAAAGGGUUACGCUGGUGGUCAGAUAGGGUUACGCUGGUGGACAGAAAGGGUUAAACUGGUGGUCAGAUAGGGUUACGCUGGUGGUCAGAUAGGGUUACGCUGGUUGUCAGAUAGGGUUACACUGGUGGUCAGAUAGGGUUAAACUGGUGGUCAGAUAGGGUUAAACUGGUGGUCAGAUAGGGUUAAACUGGUGGUCAGAUAGGGUUACACUGGUGGUCAGAAAGGGUUACGCUGGUGGUCAGAAAGGGUUACACUGGUUGUCAGAUAGGGUUACACUGGUGGUCAGAUAGGGUUACACUGGUGGUCAGAUAGGGUUAAACUGGUGGUCAGAAAGGGUUACGCUGGUGGUCAGAAAGGGUUAAACUGGUGGUCAGAUAGGGUUAAACUGGUGGUCAGAAAGGGUUAAACUGGUGGUCAGAAAGGGUUACGCUGGUGGUCAGAAAGGGUUAAACUGGUGGUCAGAUAGGGUUACUCUGGUGGUCAGAUAGGGUUACGCUGGUGGUCA
Messenger RNA from Ylistrum balloti, 5189 nucleotides. Its product is annotated as vesicle transport protein USE1-like. The record is from RefSeq and is a predicted model, not a curated record. Gene Ontology annotation, cellular component: endoplasmic reticulum; SNARE complex. The coding region runs from base 1 to 621 and encodes 206 amino acids. NCBI's taxonomy places the organism in Eukaryota, Metazoa, Mollusca, Bivalvia, Pectinida, Pectinidae. Gene Ontology annotation, molecular function: SNAP receptor activity. Gene Ontology annotation, biological process: retrograde vesicle-mediated transport, Golgi to endoplasmic reticulum. The transcript is spliced from 6 exons.